UAUUGUCAUAAACUCAAGUUGACUUCCUUCUCAUUAUCAGAAUGAGUCGUCUUUUCUGGAGUUCAUUAAUUUUCUUUUGCUUUCUAAGAAACACAAAAAUCGACGGUUCUGUAGGUAACUGGGCUAAAUCAUCAACUAAUAGUAAGGAACCUCAGCGAUCGAAUUUGAGUAUUGAUUUUUGUAAACACGUGUUCCACGGGCCCUUAUCCAAAACAUCAUUUUCAUACUCCGAAGAGACUAAAAUGUAUGUUAUCACAUCUCCCGAUAAUCCACUAAAAUUUCAAAAUCAAAGCUAUUAUUGGGAUGGGCACUAUGUCAAAACUGAUAAAAACUCAACGACUUGUAGUUACAUAAUUGAUUCCAAGAGCGAAGAACUUAACAAAGUAAUAUUUGACAAUAACACCAAGCCAUGGAGGCUGCUCUUCGAAUGUGACGAAAGCCUGUCUUGUUGCGAAUUGGAGUGUUGUGACCUUAAAAGAGCAUUUGUUGCAUUGGUAGUGCUAUUGAUCGUCGGUGUGUGCGGACUAAUAUUAAUGUGUUUGAGUGCGAAGUGGAGAUCGGAAUACAACAGGAAGAAAGCUCUGCUUCGAAAUUUUCAGGUUGUGUACAGAUAUCAGAGCAAUAUUCCUCCACCUCAAGCUUUGCCAUUGCCAGAAACUCAGCAAUACGUCAAUCCUCCCAAUAAUUCUAUUUUUGGAUCCGCUUUUACUAUAAAUUCUCCUUACGGAAUACGUACGGUCUGAAACUUGUACACAUCAGCAUUUCAACAAUUCUU
Messenger RNA from Caenorhabditis elegans, 775 nucleotides. RefSeq names its product CX domain-containing protein (gene F21C10.1). NCBI's taxonomy places the organism in Eukaryota, Metazoa, Nematoda, Chromadorea, Rhabditida, Rhabditidae. The record is from RefSeq and is marked reviewed. The coding region runs from base 42 to 743 and encodes 233 amino acids. The transcript has 5 exons.